ACCUAUAUAACCUGGAUAGGAAACGAUACAGAAUUCCUGAAACUAUCUCUGCCGCGCAUCCGCGAAUUGCAAUCCGAGCCCCAUGUUAUCGGUAUCCCGCAGGCGCGAUGCCAACCACAUGUGGACAGCUUAUGGCGCAUGCGUAGUAGGGCUUAACUUGACUUCCCCUGGUUACCAAAACAUCCGGCUUACGAGCAUGUGUGGCGAUCGAUAGCUGUCAAAACACAUAUGUCCCAUGUGCAUCAGAUUUUUAUCAAUUAAACACGGAAACGGUAAUUAAGAUGAUCGAGAUAUCAGACCAUAUAUAUACAAUGCCUUGCAACAUUAUCGUCACUCCUAACCUAAUACGGAUACAUAUUCAAGCGUUCAGAUUCUCUCGUACCAACUACAACAUGUCCGAUUUCGUCAACUGGGAUGACUCCGAUUUGGAUUUGUCCGUACUUCUAGGCGAGUACACCGAGUAUGAAGUGGAUAGAAACUCGGAUUCAACGUCCGAUGACUGCCAUUCAAAGGUGCAAAACACUGUCGAAAACCAGAGACCUGGCAAGACUUUUGCAGCUUUGUACAGAUGUCCUUUGUGCAGCAAAGACUACGGUUCAAUUUCUGGAUUCCGUGGCCAUGUGAUCAAAGCACACGGAAGAUCCGAUUUACGAGCUCCUGACUACAAGCUUACCAGCGAGACCCAGCAGACCAUACCGACCACACCACCUACGUCAAGUGCCUCAACAACUCCGCUGACAAGUUCCUCAAAUCCAGCUUUCUUCAGCACUGAGCAAUUGCAAGGAUGUAUGCUGGAGUCUGUCCGCAAUUCUUUGAACGCAAUAGCUCAGAACGAAAUUCACAAGUCGGAUCUGGCAUGUGAGGGGAAAAUGUGUGACAUUGCUAGCUUACUUUCCGGUUCAGAGUCAUGCCUAGCUCAAAUAACUGACCACCUGACUCCUACAUUUGUAUUGUUAUUUUCUGGAUUUGGAAAAGGCAGCUCCUUUGUGGCGAGCAGAGAGCAGAUGUGGGCACAGUUCCACCGAGCAAGAACUGACACCAAAUUCUGUGACACACUGCAUGAGGUAAUAAAAUUACACACACAAGAGAGUGACUGGAAUGUACACAUGUUAAGUCAGUGCUUGUUAGAUGAACUGGUUGAUGCUGUCUGUACAAAGUUUAUAUCAAGUAUUCAGAGUGAUGCAGAAACCGAAGCUAAAGAUCUGACCUCGGCGGAAAAUGAAAUUCUAUUUUAUAUCUGUGGAUUUUUAAUUAGGGCCAUUACAAAGCAAUCAGGAAUAGAGUCAAAAGUAGCCAAAACCCUGAGGCAUUUAUGCAUUACUUCACAGGAUACUUCAUCUGCAUUUAUGACAAAAUUUCGCGUUUGGACUGAGACUGUCAACAGAGGAGGACUUAAAGUUAGUGGGGACAAUUUUUUCUUUCUUGUGAGAAAAAUGGAGAUAAUUUGUCGGCAGCAAGUCAACACAUCAAACUUAAAUGCAAAUUCACUGUGUGUUGACCGCCUUAAGGACAGCAUUCUUAAAGACACAACAGUCCUGUUUUACUGGGACAAGCUCGUCACAAGUAGUGAAGAAGAAAAGCUCUCCGUUUUGGAAAGUAUUGCGGACUUGUUCCUGAAACUGCGAGGAAGAGCUGUUGUCAAGCACAUUCGCAGGCAAACACAAAAAAGAAAUGCUAGCACACCUAAACGUGCAAAAACAGGGAAAAAGUCAAAUUCACUUAGAAAACGCCUGAGGGAACAUUAACUGUUUAAUAUGUUUGGAUUUUGUGCCAGUUGAUUUGUUCGUACAUGUAAUAUAAAAAUUGUUCUAAUAUCAGUGAAUAACAUAACUGUACAUAUUUUAAUGCUUAAUUAGCUGUACAUUUUAUCUCAUUAUUUUGUCAAUGUGGGUGCUUUUUUCAAACUGCAAGAAAUAAUCUUGAAGAAAAUACAUACAAAUGAUCUUA
Haliotis rufescens (red abalone) is the source of this 1947-nucleotide messenger RNA. RefSeq lists its product as uncharacterized. Bases 282 to 1745 code for a protein of 487 amino acids. Lineage: Eukaryota; Metazoa; Mollusca; Gastropoda; Lepetellida; Haliotidae. The transcript is spliced from 2 exons. The record is from RefSeq and is a predicted model, not a curated record.